AUGCAGCCUAAACUAGACCCGGUCCUCGACACCGACAUCAACGCCAACACUGAUGGUCUCAUCCUUGUCCUGCGAUUACCCAACCCGUGCAAUCAACCGCUGCUCCCCGAAACCAUCAUAACGCAACUCAAACAAGCAAGUCCGGUCUUUGCGCAAAAGAAUCAUAACUAG
Messenger RNA from Parastagonospora nodorum SN15, 171 nucleotides. RefSeq lists its product as hypothetical. The record is from RefSeq and is a predicted model, not a curated record. NCBI's taxonomy places the organism in Eukaryota, Fungi, Ascomycota, Dothideomycetes, Pleosporales, Phaeosphaeriaceae. Bases 1 to 171 code for a protein of 56 amino acids. The transcript has 2 exons.